CUCAAUUCCAAACCCCCCAACCACAGUCGCAUUGAUCUGCUUUGCUUGUUGCCCACAGAGCUGUCAUCACGUCUCCAACACACUCUCCACACUUCGCAAAAUCACAAUCUGAAGACAAAAUGACGAGAGGCGAGAUCCUCCAUCUCCAUAUCGGCCAGGCUGGCACACAGCUCGGGAACAGUGCUUGGGAGCUGUACCUCCUCGAACACGGCCUGAAGAAGGAUGGUCGGCCUGAUCCCGACGCGAAGGCUCUCCACGACUCGGGCGAGCUCGAUACCGUCUUCACGGAGACUGGCAGUGGCAAAUAUGUUCCUCGAUCCAUCUUCGUCGACCUUGACCCCUCCCCCAUUGACGAGAUCCGCACUGGUGAUUACCGCCAGCUGUUCCACCCAGAGCUGUUGAUCAGCGGCAAGGAGGACGCAGCCAACAACUAUGCUCGAGGUCACUACACAAUUGGCAAAGAGAUCUUGGACGGCACAUUGGACAAGAUCCGCCGUGUUUUGGACAACUGCUCCUCCCUCCAAGGCUUCCUGAUUUUCCACUCCUUCGGUGGAGGAACCGGCUCUGGCUUUGGCUCCCUCCUGCUCGAGCGCCUCUCCACCGACUACGGCAAGAAAUCCAAGCUCGAAUUCGCCGUCUACCCCGCACCCCGCGUCUCCACCGCUGUCGUCGAGCCCUACAACGCCGUCCUGAGCACGCACUCCACGAUCGAAAACUCGGACUGUACGUUCCUGGUGGACAACGAGGCCGUCUACGAUAUCUGCCGCCGCAACCUUGACAUUCCGCGCCCAUCGUUCGAGCACCUGAACCGCCUGAUCGCUCAAGUCGUCUCCUCGAUCACCUCUUCCCUCCGCUUCGAUGGCGCCCUGAACGUCGAUUUGAAUGAGUUUCAGACGAACUUGGUCCCGUACCCAAGAAUCCACUAUCCGCUCAUCAGCUAUGCACCCGUCAUCUCCGCUGCAAAGAGCAGCCAUGAGAGCUUCAAGACUCAAGAUUUGACCCUGCAGUGCUUCGAGCCCAACAACCAAAUGGUCGUCUGCGACCCGCGCAACGGCAAAUACAUGGCUGUCGCUCUCCUCUACCGCGGCGAUGUCGUCCCUCGGGAUUGCAACGCGGCCGUCGCCUCCCUGAAAGCCAAGACAUCAUUCAACCUCGUCGAAUGGUGCCCCACCGGUUUCAAGCUCGGCAUCAACUACCAAAAGCCCAUGUCCGUCCCAUCCACUGCUCCCAACGAUGGUGCUCUCGCCUCAGUCGACCGCAGCGUCAGCAUGUUGAGCAAUACCACCGCGAUUUCUGAGGCGUGGUCAAGACUGGAUCAUAAGUUCGAUUUGAUGUAUUCAAAGAGAGCGUUCGUGCACUGGUAUGUUGGUGAGGGUAUGGAGGAGGGUGAGUUUUCCGAGGCGAGGGAGGAUUUGGCCGCAUUGGAGAAGGAUUAUGAGGAGGUUGCUGCGGACAGUUUUGAUCCCGAGGAGGCGGGUGAGGAGUACUGAGCGUCGCGAAGUUACCCAACAUGGUGGG
Molecule: messenger RNA, 1518 nt
Organism: Hyaloscypha bicolor E
Lineage: Eukaryota; Fungi; Ascomycota; Leotiomycetes; Helotiales; Hyaloscyphaceae
Product: tubulin-domain-containing protein
Exons: 5
Coding region: 120-1490 (456 amino acids)
Biological process (GO): microtubule cytoskeleton organization; mitotic cell cycle
Cellular component (GO): microtubule; cytoplasm
Molecular function (GO): structural constituent of cytoskeleton; GTP binding
Source: RefSeq, a predicted model, not a curated record